UCCUCUCAUCUCUACAAACAGGAAGACCAUGGCGACGCGCAAGAAGGUCCUGCUGAAGGUCAUUAUCCUUGGCGACUCGGGUGUGGGCAAGACCUCGCUGAUGAACCAGUACGUGAACAGCAAGUUCUCGUCGCAGUACAAGGCUACCAUUGGGGCCGACUUUCUGACCAAGGAGGUGAUGGUUGAGGACCGGCUGGUGACGAUGCAGAUCUGGGACACGGCUGGGCAGGAGCGGUUCCAGUCGCUCGGCGUUGCCUUCUACCGCGGUGCCGACUGCUGCGUCCUCGUGUUCGACGUCAACCUUCCCAAGACCUUCGAGAAUCUUGACUCGUGGCGCGAUGAGUUCCUUAUCCAGGCCGGCCCGCGCGACCCGGACAACUUUCCGUUUGUCGUCCUUGGCAACAAGAUCGACCUGGAAGACCAGCGCCGCAUCUCGACCAAGCGUGCGAUGACCUGGUGCACCCUCAAGGGCAACAUCCCCUACUUUGAGACAUCAGCCAAGGAGAACGUCGAAGUUGAGCAGGCCUUCCACACCAUUGCCAAGAACGCUCUCAAGCAGGAGAACGAUGUCGACCUCGGCUUCCCGCCCCCGUCGGCUAUCAAGCUCCAUGACCCGCCCCCGAAGCAGAAGAAGGGCUGCUGCUGAUCGCACUGACUCGCAUCCCGUGUUGGUCAUGUGCGUCGCGCUUUCUCUCGACCCUUUUCACCCUUGCUCUCGCCUCCUCCUCGCCCUCGAUCCUUGCCACCCUUGUCACCUCUUGCCACCCCACCUCCACCACCACCUUCCCAUCCAUCCGUGCCAUCUGUUUACCCUCCAGUACACACCCGUGCUUCUCCCCA
Thecamonas trahens ATCC 50062 is the source of this 840-nucleotide messenger RNA. Its product is annotated as Ras-like protein Rab-7A. Gene Ontology annotation, biological process: phagosome-lysosome fusion. NCBI's taxonomy places the organism in Eukaryota, Apusomonadida, Apusomonadidae. Bases 29 to 646 code for a protein of 205 amino acids. The transcript is spliced from 2 exons. Gene Ontology annotation, molecular function: GTP binding; GTPase activity. Gene Ontology annotation, cellular component: phagocytic vesicle; late endosome; lysosome. The record is from RefSeq and is a predicted model, not a curated record.